This is a messenger RNA of Ornithodoros turicata, 1289 nucleotides long. RefSeq lists its product as uncharacterized. Bases 171 to 1211 code for a protein of 346 amino acids. Lineage: Eukaryota; Metazoa; Arthropoda; Arachnida; Ixodida; Argasidae. The record is from RefSeq and is a predicted model, not a curated record. The transcript is spliced from 11 exons.
ACAUCAAUUCCUGUCUGUGGAUGUCAUUCACGUGCACCUGCUGAGAGGCAACAGUCGCUUGUCUCAGAAGUUUUGCACACUAUAAGUCGCACAGAGAUUAGUGUGGGUCUGAGGAAAGACAUCAUGCUUAAAAAAAGCGUUUCUCAUUGCCCGUGCUUUCCACGUGCUACAUGGGUUCCGCCGGAUGGACUGGGAUACUUCCUCGUGCGGUUCAUGUCUCAGUGAGUGUCAUAGCUGAUGGCUCAUUUGAUGAACUGUUUCAAAGCGAAUCGCUUGCGAUGGAGUUCAUCGAGACAGCCCUGAACGGGGCCACAUUGAAGUACGCAAGUGGUUUCAGGCAUGCUUUCAUCAGGCUAAUACCAGGACAAACUUCUGGGAUUGGGCCAGGAAGCGAAUCAACAUUCAUGAAGUUGCGAAGCGAUGGCAACAUCGACAGUGAAGAAUCUCUAAGAAUUUUCGCACGUUAUGCAGCUCACACACAUAGUCUGGAGGAAGCAAAACUUCAAGCCAAAGCGGUCACAAAGGAUGUGCUUCUUCUUGUAACUGCGAGGAAGAUAUGCAAAUCGGGGAAGGAAGAUGGCUACUGCGAGGUUGUGAAAGGUUCAGCAGUGCCUCGUAGUCUGUGCACAGGGAAGAGUGCUGCAAUCGUAACGCUUAACAGGGAUAUCCAAGAAGCCACAGAUCGUAUUGCAACAUACAUUGCAAAAGUAAUGGGUGCAGGUGUACGAGAAACACAUGGGUGCACUUCGGAAGUAGAUGGCAUCUUCAACGAUCUCGCCGAAGAAGAUAUGAUUGCCUAUUUUCAAACUCUUGACAGAUCUUGCUUUUCUCAUCAAAAUCCAAGUUAUUUCCUUACGCCGGGAUCGAGAUUUCAUGAAGACAGCUUCUGUCGCUCUAAAUCAUCAGCGAGGCCAGGAAUCAAGUUUUGCGGGAAUGAUACCCAAAUAAAUCUGUGCCUGGUACAUUGUUGUUCACCAGGUGACCUCUUGAGUGCAGUGUACCCCGCUCCAGAUGGGACUGCGUGCGAUUGGUUAAGGCAUGAAGCGACACUUUCGGGGUCCGCUACUUGGACGAACUCGUUCUCUUUUCUGGAGGCCAAACGAUGUUACAGAGGUACUUGCAGUGCAAGAGCAUCGGACUUGCAAGGAAUACUCCGCACCCAGCAGAAAGAUUUUCCCUCCAGAAGUCCUGGACAUAUAGGCUUUUCUUGAACACUUGCAAUGCGGCCUUUCAAUUUCUUUUCACAAUUUACGAUCUGAAUCACUCGAAAUGAAAACCUGCGUGCUUCU